CAUUUGGAGGGGGUUCUUAUACCACUGCUGUGUUCAGGAGGAGUCACUUUGUCCAUCGGUUUUGUCUGCUCACUUGAAGCUGCAAGAAAAAUAACUGGAAGAAUGGCUUUUUACCAGCAACAACCUUUCUAUAACCCGAAAAUGCCAUUCAGCGGCCCAAUCCAGGGAGGCCUGCAGGACGGGAAAAGCAUUAUCAUAAGUGGACGGGUUUUACCAGGUGCUAACAGGUUUCAUGUGAACCUUCAGUGUGGUUCUCAUUCAGGGGCUAACGUUGCUCUUCACUUUAACCCACGCUAUGAAGACACUGACUAUGUAGUGCACAACUCAUAUCUGAACAAGACCUGGGGCUCAGAGGAGCGAAAGUAUGAAUCUCCCUUUGCUCAAGGACAAACAUUCACCUUGCAGAUCCUCGUGGCCCAAGACAGAUACAAGAUAUCUACAAAUGGCAGACACUUUAUGGACUACAAACACCGUAUACCAUUCACUCAGGUCGACACAGUCGCAGUGGAGGGAAUGGUGGAAGUAAACUCUGUUGCCUUCCAGAAUCCUGCGCCCUAUUUCCCUCCACAACCAGCCUAUCCAGGUUUCAUUCCUCCCCAAGCAGGCUAUGCGCCUCAGUAUGCUGUUCCUCCAGGAUGUGGGCUCCCUGCCUUCCCGUCUGCUCCAAACUAUACUAUCCCAUACAAAACAGUCAUAAAUGGUGGACUUCACCCAGGCAAAAACAUUGUCAUCAAUGGAGUUGUCAACCCUAAUGCUAAAAGAUUUACAUUCAACCUGUGCUACAGAAGUGGGAUUGCGUUUCACUACAAUCCCCGUUUUGAUGAGAAUGUGGUUGUGCGAAACACCAAUCAGAUGGAGAAAUGGGGUGCAGAGGAACGGUUUGGAGGGCUGCCAUUUCACAAAGGACAACCUUUUCAGGUCACCAUCUCCUGUAAUCCCCAACAUUACAAUAUCUUUGUCAAUGGCGAACAAGUACACACUUACAAACAUCGCUACACAAAGCUGAACGACAUUGACAUUUUAGAGAUUUGUGGAGAUCUGCAGCUGACUUCAGUGCAGGCCUAGCAGAGACAUCUGUUUAAGACGUAAAUCAUGAUUAAAAGAAAAACAAGAGCAUGCAUUACUAAUUAUUGUGCUUUGCAAUGCAAAUGUAUGACUGAUCGUGAACAUGAACAGUUUUUGCUAUUUUGAAUUAAUAUCAAAUUAUUUUAAUGUAGUUUAGCUUUACAUAUAAAAUGUACUGUAGUUGCAUGUGUUUUAUAACUGUCGGUGGCCGAGAGAGCGCAACAUGCUGCAACAUAAGAAAUCAUCUUUGCCGGGUGGACAAAAAAACAUCUCGGUUGUGGUCCGUGCUAUUUGCAUUUGUUGUGAGGAUUUUCAGCGUGUUUUCUAUUUGUGUUUGCAUCGUGAGGAUUUGCAACACGUGUGCCGAUGAAGAUGUUUUCUUUAUUAGCUGAUGUUUUUUCUAUUUGUGUAUUUCUAUGUUGCAGCACAUUGAGCCCUCCUGACCACCAUACGCAUGCUUAAAGCUAUAAAUCUUGUCAUAAUCAUGGAAAUGAAUGUCCUAUUGACCUUAUUGUUCAAUGCAGAAGUGCCCUCAUUUUGUGAUUGUUUUAGAACGUUUCUGAUGCUAAUGAAAUAGAAAUGACUAAUAAAUGGCAGAAAAAUGUCUACUAGUUCUACAAGAAAAAAAAGAAGAAGAUAAUAAGGAAAUGCCAGUUUGCAACAUCAAGCAUCAUCACAAGCUGUUUUUAAUGUAUAAAAACCACUGGAAGUGAAGGAGACCGGAAGUCUUAAGGCACAUUCCAAUGGCUGCACCCACUCAUGCAUGAAGAAUAAGGUCAAUACUGUAUGUCCAAUUAAAAUGUUUCCUAAUCAAAAUGCUAUAAUGGACCAAGCUUUUCAAGAAAAGUAUUGCAGCAUUUUUGCUGUUUUUCAGCUCUAAUGCUUAGUCAUUCAAAAGGCUGAAAGUUUUUUUUUUGUUAUCUGUGAUUUAUUACCUGAAUAGUAUUCCAUGUGUCCAGGUAUAUUCACCAAGGCUCUUUCUAAAGAAAUAUGCUACUUUCUUUUGGUUAUAUAAUGUGAAGGCAGUCGGAUUGAAGAAACUAAUUUUGUGUUGUCAAAUGGCAGUCAUAACAGUUAUCUGUGAAUCAAACUGAUAUAGUAACAGUUUUCUCUCUAUUUUCAUUACAAUACAUUUAACAUUAAGGUGGCAGUAGAGUCAUUUCACCUGUCAUUUAAUACUGUGAACUUUAAACCAUCAAACUGGUUUAUGCUUAAAAACAAUAAAGAUUUUAGCAUUAAA
Messenger RNA from Danio aesculapii, 2305 nucleotides. Its product is annotated as galectin-9-like. Lineage: Eukaryota; Metazoa; Chordata; Actinopteri; Cypriniformes; Danionidae. Gene Ontology annotation, cellular component: cytosol; nucleus. Gene Ontology annotation, molecular function: galactoside binding; carbohydrate binding. The coding region runs from base 103 to 1065 and encodes 320 amino acids. The record is from RefSeq and is a predicted model, not a curated record. Gene Ontology annotation, biological process: negative regulation of type II interferon production; positive regulation of gene expression; negative regulation of CD4-positive, alpha-beta T cell proliferation. The transcript is spliced from 11 exons.